UGACUUCUUCCUUGCCCUGUCGCGACCGCCGACAGACAGAAGCAAGUGGACUGGUUUUAAGCUAAGCUAAUUCAAGUCAAAUUGCAGCCGCUUUGGGAUUUUUUCCACCGACUUUAGUCUCCGUAAAUGCAUCGAUAUUUUUUCAAAAAAAUCUAACAUAUCUUUUCGUAUUUUGGGGUUUGGGCUAACGAGCGGAAUUGCACGAAUAUUUGGGUAAACGGCUUCCGUGCUGCUAGCUAAGAGGCAGCGGAUAGGCGCCACUUUCUGUUUGACAACAGCGUAAUUCGCUCACGUUCCGGCUGUUGUUGUUUGUUGCGGCUUACUGAGCCACCUAGUUUCUAUUAGCUGUUAGCAGCAAUUAGAUACGUUUUCAUACGGAGUAAACGAAACUAAAAAAGCAAGUUAGCAUGGCCGAAUUUCACGAAAAUCCGUCAGUUCUCACGAAAGAGAGACUGAAAAGCGAGCUUGCAGCAAACAAUGUGCCGCUGCCGAGCGGAGACCACAAAAAAGAAGUGUACGUUCAGCUCUAUAAGAAGAACCUGACCGCACAAAACAACAAGAAGAGUCUGCCUGCAGACACUUUUUCCAGCGACGAGGAGUUACCCACUCCCGUGGUGUCCAAUAAAAGCCGCUCGGGAAAAAAAGCAACAAAAAAGACGGAUAAACCCCGCUUAGAGGACGUGGAGGUGACAGAGCUAACAGAUGAAGAUUUGAAACAGCAGCUGGCAAAGUAUGGCGUGAACCCAGGACCCAUUCUUGCUACUACCCGUAAGGUGUAUGAGGAUAAGCUGCAGAAGCUUCGGGAUGAGGUUGCAGAUGAGGGUGAAGCUCCAGAUGUUACAACGCUCCCAAAGGCAGACAGUAGCCAGAAUGGCAACACAAAUUCCGACCAGUACAGUGACAAAGAAGACGAGGAGACUGCUCCCCCUGAACCAGAGCAGGUCCCUGUGGUGGAGAAGCCUGUGAGGAGCAGAGGAAAAACUCCUGUCACCGGCAGGACCAGCAGCAGGCGGCAAGUAAAGGUUGUGGAGGAGAUUUUAAACGAAGAAACCCCAAAAAAGACCAGCAAGAAUGUGAUUGAAGACAUCCUUGCCAACGAGAUAAGCACUCCAACAGGCAUCAGUGCAACCUGCAGACGCCCAAUCAAAGGAGCAGCUGGUCGACCAUUAAAACCAAGUGAGUACUGGCUGGAUGAAUCCCGUGUACAGCGCAGCAUCAGCACUGAGACCCGCACAUACUCCGAGACCGUCUCCCGACCCAUCGCCUCCGUUCCCUCAAGCAAAGCACCGGUCCGGCGAGGCUUUCUGUCCCUUUUGCUCAAGCUCCUCCUCCUUGCCGUGGUGGUGGGUUCACUCUACUACGUCUACCAGAACCUGGAUUCUGAUCAGGUUCGCACCCUCAGAGGCCUCCUGGACAGCGUGAUUGUCCCAGUCCAAGGCGCCGUGGAGACUGCCGCCACCUACCUGGGCAUUGGCAGCAGCGGUGCCACAGAGGGCGCCGGCAAGUAAAGACCCUCAGCCGCUCGUCGUCGUGUCCACAUCCUCCUCCCUGCCUCAGAGCACCACAACUUAAGCAGCAAACUUUGCAGACCUCUUCUUUUUCCUACAAGUUUGGACAAAGGACAAAAAUGUAAUUGGAUUAAUGAACUUUCUUUUAAUUUUUUAUUUUUCUUGCCAGACUCAAGCGUUCCUCCCACCACAAGAGGGAGGUGUACUCCAGCAGUAGCUUUUGGAUAACACUGUUCUGUGGCAGUCAAAAGAGACUAAUUUUAAUGGUUUUAAUAUGUGAAUCGUUUGUGUCUUUGUGUGUUUUAACUCUUCCACGUAGAAAAUGAGUGCGGUGUGGAGAGGCCACUCGAACCAUGCAUGGUGGUAGUUUUGACAGUCAUACUGUAGUUUUUAUCUCGCGCUCUGUGCUAGGUGUUUUUCUGACGGUGAAGUGCCUGGACACUCGUUAGCACUUAGUGCCCUCCCAUGUUCCUGUUUUCUCGCACAACGCUGCAUUUCUACUCCCACUGCCCCUCCCAUGUUCUGUAUGAGUUCUAUACACUUUUGCUUUGUAGCUGUAGUGUAGUGGGUCAUUUCUGUCUAUGGUGCUCAGGUUCUGAUUUGUUGAUGGGGAGGGGCAUGUUGUAAUCAGGUCACAGCAUGAAAAAGAUUAUGUUAAACUUUUUUUUUCUUCUUUAUUCUUGUGGCUGAUUUGUUCAUAUUCGCACAACGUGACCCAAACUACAGGUAAUUUUAGUUUACUAAGAAGUCAAAAACAUAAAUUUCUCAACAUAAAAUCUUUAAUGGCAAAAUAAAAAUGAAGUAUUAUGUCAUGUAUUUGACAAAGAUUCCACAAGGAAAGUAAAAUUGCAGUGUUUUUAUAAUAGUUUUCUUUAUUUCCAUUCAUAACAUUUGCCUAUUUGCUUUUACGUAUGCUAGGGUUUAGGUAUCUGCUGUGCUUCUCAUUUAGGUUUUCAGUUUUUAUCUUUUGUAAGAUUUCUGAUCCUUCGGUCCUCCAUAUUGGACUGGCGGUUGCACUGCACCCACAUAGCCCACUUCAUGUAUGUGCAGACAUUAAAAAGCUCCAAAGAAGACAGAAUCCAGACCAUUUAAGUGAAAUUAAUUGAUUCUUGUCAAUAAAGUUCUGCCUUUGAAUACAAAAAGGCAUUGUAGUUUUAGCAGAUGGAGCUGCGUAACCUGCCGGAAGCAAGGAGGAUUCAGCAGAGGUGAUGUUGGGCUGCAACCAUUUUUGAGGGGGUUUUGUUUCUAUUUUGAUAUUUUUCUAAAGCUGUGUGCUCAACUUUUUGUAUCAUGUUUUAAAGGUAACAUUUGGAAGCAAUAGGUAAUACUCGCAGGAUUACACCAUCAUUUCACCUGAACCAUUUUGUUAUUCGGCAGCUCCAACAAAUGACAAGGGUUAUGUGGGUAAGGAUUCUGAAUCUGUUUAUUUAUGAAAUUAUAGCCUGUGUAUCAUGAAAUAAAAUUGGUUGUUACCGAAACCUUUCUUUCAAAA
Messenger RNA from Oryzias latipes (Japanese medaka), 3000 nucleotides. It is a transcript of the gene tmpob, whose product is annotated as thymopoietin b. The record is from RefSeq and is a predicted model, not a curated record. Lineage: Eukaryota; Metazoa; Chordata; Actinopteri; Beloniformes; Adrianichthyidae. Gene Ontology annotation, molecular function: DNA binding.